Molecule: messenger RNA, 1827 nt
Organism: Rhizophagus irregularis DAOM 181602=DAOM 197198
Lineage: Eukaryota; Fungi; Glomeromycota; Glomeromycetes; Glomerales; Glomeraceae
Biological process (GO): protein phosphorylation
Molecular function (GO): ATP binding; protein binding; protein kinase activity
Source: RefSeq, a predicted model, not a curated record
AUGUUUAAUAAUAACACCAGAUCUACUAACAAUUCAAAUGAUUGGAAUAAAUGGAUUGAAGAAGCUAUUUCAAAUAAACUCAUCAAACAUUAUGAUUUUGAGCAAUUUUAUAAUUUUCAGGAAAUUGGUUCUGGAAGCUUUGGAAAAGUUCAUCGUACAAAUUGGAAGAAUUCCAAUAAAAAUUAUGCACUAAAAUCCUUUUUUAAUUUCAAUGACACUGUAAUUAAAGUAAUUGUUCAUGAGAUUCAACUUCAACGUGAAGUUGGACUUCAUGAUAAUAUUAUCCAUUUUUAUGGUGUCACAACUAAUGAGGAAAACCAAUAUUUGAUGGUAAUGGAAUAUGCUAACAGUGGUACACUCCGAAAUUAUUUAAAAGAAAAUUUUAAAAAUCUUACUUGGAAUGAUAAAUAUAAAUUUGCAUUUCAACUGGUUUGUGCAAUAUCAUGUUUGCAUGAUGAAGGAAUUGCACAUCGUAAUUUGCACUCAAAUAAUGUUUUAAUCCAUCAAAACACCAUCAAGUUGGCCGAUUUUGGACUAUCAAAAAGGAUUAGUGAAACCUGUCAAAAUUCCGAUUCAUUUGGUAUAAUACCAUAUAUUGAUCCAAAAAAAUUUAGUUCACACUCAUUCUCUUUAAAUGAAAAGAGUGAUGUCUAUAGUAUUGGUGUACUUCUUUGGGAGAUAUCAAGUGGAAAGCCACCAUUUGAUGGAAUAUCAUCUUUUAGUUUAAUUCUUCAAAUUUCGCAAGGCCAUAGAGAAACACCCGUUCCUGAUACACCUACAGCUUAUGUUAAUCUUUAUACUGAGUGUUGGAAUGGAGAACCAGACAGUCGUCCAACUGUUAAUCAGGUAGAUGCUAGGUUGAAAGCAAUAAAUAACAAUCAGAUUAGUUGCAAUUUUAGCGUAAUGGUCAAUAAAAUCAUUCAACUUACAAAUAAGAUAGGAGAUGAUGCAGAAAAGCAGGAAAUUCUUAAUUAUCUUAAUAAUAAUAAUGUGACUUUACAAGAAAUUUAUAAUUGGGCAUUAAAUAAUCAAAAUAAUUCGAAUUCUACUGUUUUACUCGGAGAUUUUAAUUACUUGGGAAUGGGAAUUAAUAUUGAUAAAAAUAGGGCUUUUGAAUUGUAUCAAAUUGCUGCAAAUUUAGGGAAUGCAUUUGGUAUAAUUAGUUUAGGAUAUUGUUAUCAAUACGGAGCUGGAACUAAUAUUGAUAAAUCAAAGGCAUUUGAAUUAUGUCAAAAGGCAGCAGAAUUAGGAAAUGCAGCUGGAAUAAAUUAUUUAGGAGAUUUUUAUGAAAAUGGAAUUGGAACUGAUGUUGAUAAAAAGAAGGCAUUUGAAUUAUAUCAACAAGCAGCAAAUUUAGGAAAUCCGGCUGGAAUAAAUAAUUUAGGAAAUUGUUAUGAAAAUGGAAUUGGAACUAAUAUUGAUAAACAGAAAGCAUUUGAAUUAUACAAAAAUGCAGCAAAUUUAGGAAAUGCAUUUGGAAUAAAUAAUUUAGGAGAAUGUUAUCGAAAUGGUAUUGGAAUUGAUGUUGAUGAGAAAAAAGCAUUUGAAUUAUAUCAAAAAGCAGCAAAUUUAGGAAAUACUGAUGGAUUAAAUAAUUUGGGAUACUGUUAUGAAAGUGGAAUUGGAACUGAUAUUGAUAAACAAAAAGCAUUUGAAUUAUAUUAUAAAGCAGCAAAUUUAGGAAAUAAUGUAGCUCAAUAUAAUCUUGCUUUAAUGUAUAAAAAUGGAGAAGGAUUUGUUAAUAUGGAUAGGGCAAUUUAUUGGUUAAAAAAAUCUGCGGAACAAGGAGAUCAACUCGCUCAAAAUGAAUUAGAAAAACUUUUAUAA